Molecule: messenger RNA, 1344 nt
Organism: Penicillium verrucosum
Lineage: Eukaryota; Fungi; Ascomycota; Eurotiomycetes; Eurotiales; Aspergillaceae
Gene: erg13A
Product: putative hydroxymethylglutaryl-CoA synthase
Exons: 4
Coding region: 1-1344 (447 amino acids)
Biological process (GO): ergosterol biosynthetic process; acetyl-CoA metabolic process
Molecular function (GO): hydroxymethylglutaryl-CoA synthase activity
Source: RefSeq, a predicted model, not a curated record
AUGUGGGCAUCAAGGCCCUGGAGAUUUAUUUUCCUAGUCGGUACGUGCCACAAAGCGAGCUCGAGACCUAUCUGGGGGGCUAGUACUGGGAAAUUCACCAUUGGCCUGGGUCAGCACAAGAUGAGCUUCUGUGAUGACCGCGAAGAUCUCUAUUCGAUGGCGCUCACAACCGUCUCCUCGCUGUUGGAGAAGUACAAGAUCGACCCAAACACCAUUGGCCGCUUGGAAGUGGGGACGGAAACGUUGCUCGACAAAUCCAAGUCUUGCAAGUCGGUACUCAUGCAACUAUUCGGGGAGAACACGGAUAUCGAGGGAGUCGACACCUACAAUGCCUGCUAUGGCGGAACGAGUGCUUUGCUAAACGCAGUCAACUGGGUCGAAUCAUCCACGUGGGACGGUCGCAACGCCAUAGUCGUGGCGGGUGACAUUGCUCUGUACGACAAGCCCGCUGCACGCCCUACUGGCGGCGCCGGCUGUGUGGCCAUGCUAAUUGGCGCCGAUGCGCCGCUGGUUCUAGAGCCCUUCCGUGGAUCGUACAUGAAGCACGUCUACGACUUCUAUAAGGGCGACUUCAAAACGGAGUACCCUCUUGUCGAUGGACACUACUCCAGCACAUGCUAUCUCGAGGCAUUGGACAACUGUUACGAGCAGUAUCGAGCUAAAUAUCUGGCUAAAAGUGCUGGUUUGACGAAUGGAGCUGUAAUGUCCCGAGAUAGUUUCUUGGAUUCCUUUGAGUAUUUCGUCUUUCACGCGCCUAACUGCAAGCUCGUCUCUAAGGCCUACGGUCGGUUGUUGUUCAAUGAUCUCCGGACCGAGCCCGAUCGCUUUGAUGACGUUCCAGCAGCGGUUCGCGAUGUUGAGUACACUGCGUCUCUGACGGCCAAAGAGGUUGAGAGGGCUUGCAUCGGGUUGACGAAGGAAAAGUUCUCCGAGCGUGUUCAACCAUCGAUUACAGCACCCACGAAUUGCGGGAACAUGUACACCGCUAGUCUCUACUCUGGGCUGGUGAGCUUGCUGAGCAAUGUUCCUAGUGAGGAACUGCAGAACAAGCGCAUCGGCAUGUUCAGCUACGGUAGUGGUCUGGCUAGCACUCUGUUUAGUCUUCGCGUUAAGGGUGAUACUUCUGGGAUCGCGCAGCAGCUUCAGCUGCACGAGCGUUUGGAGGCUCGCAUGGCGGUCUCGCCGGAAUUUUAUAACGAGAUGUGCAACCUCCGGGAGAAAGCCUACCAGCAAAAGAGCUAUACCCCUGCGGGAAGCGUCGGUAGCCUAGCUCCUAAUACUUACUACCUUGUCCACGUUGACGAGGUGUUUCGACGAAGUUAUGAGAAAACACCGGUUGUCUGA